AUGUCGGACCUCGAGCUGGAUCAAAAGGCAAAGCCGUCUGGGUUCAAGAGCUACAAACGCAUAUUCAAUUAUGCUGACCGAAAUACCUGGAUCCUCUACUCUGUUUCCUUUACCGCUGCUAUCAUAGCCGGUGCGGCACUUCCGCUGAUGGAUCUGAUCUUCGGCAAAAGGGAGGGUGCGAAAUACUCCAUUUAUUUGGUUUAUCUGUUUAUCGCCAAAUUCUUUCUCGUCUAUGUCCACACUGUUGCUGCAUCGACAGCAGCUAUUCGGGCUACAAAAGCAUUGCGGCUGGACUUUCUGCAGAGUCUCCUACGCCAGGACACGAGUUAUUUCGAUUCAAAAAAGGAUGGCUUGCCGUCUGUCAAGGUCACUACGAACGGCAAUAUUAUCACAAACGGCAUUUCAGAGAAGCUAACUCUUAUUACCAUCUGCAUCGUCCCGGCAAUUGUUAUUAUUACCGGUGUUUGUAUGGGUAUCGAGGUAAAGAUCGAGAACAAGCUGAUGACUAUCCUUUCGCGCUCUAGUGUGGAUGUUUGCCCGUGUGUCAUCUUCGCGGUAGUCGUUGCCGCUACAUCGCUAACCCACAUUGCUCCCCAAAUCAUAACAAUCACCAAAGCCGCGGCUGCUGCUGACGAGCUCUUCCGCAUUAUUGAUAAGAAGUCGGCUAUUGAUUCCCUCUCAACUGCUGGAUUGACGCCUGAGACAUGUGUGGGUGAGGUCAAGCUAAACGCCCUCGAGUUCGCCUACCCAUCUCGUCCAGAUACCCAAGUUCUCAAUGGCCUGGACUUGAAUAUACCUGCCGGUAAGACUACAGCCUUGGUUGGUGCUAGCGGUUCAGGGAAGAGCACAAUAGUUGGACUUUUAGAGCGCUGGUAUGAUCAAGCAGCCGGUACGAUCCUACUUGAUAGUAUCAACAUCCAGGAACUCAAUAUUGCCUGGCUACGCACACAGGUGCGCCUUGUGCAACAGGAACCUGUUCUCUUUAGCGGGACAAUCUUCGACAACGUCGCUUUCGGCUUGGUAGGGACACGGCAAGCGGAGGCCUCGUAUGAGCAGAAGCUUGCUUUGGUGAAAGAGGCUUGUAAAGAGGUUUAUGCACAUGACUUCAUUGAGAUCUUGCCCAAGAAGUAUGAUACCCAGGUUGGCGAGCGCGCACGCAUGCUAUCAGGAGGACAAAAGCAACGUAUUGCUAUCGCACGCAGCAUCAUAUCCCGGCCAUCUGUCCUACUACUAGAUGAAGCGACGAGUGCCCUUGAUCCAAAGGCUGAGAAGAUUGUUCAAAGCGCACUAGAGAAUAUCUCUGUCGGCCGGACUACUAUCAUCAUUGCGCACAAAUUGUCUACUGUACAGAAGGCGGAUAAUAUCGCCGUCAUGUCCGCUGGUAGAAUCAUCGAGCAGGGUACGAAUCAUGAACUCCUAGCUAGCGGUGGUGCCUAUGCAAGACUUGUCCGUACUCAGGAUCUGGAGGAAAAGAGCCGUAAGACUGAAGAGCCCGUCGACUUGGUAGAUCAAGAUGACUGGGAAGGGCAUGAUGACUUUGACGAGAGGGGAGUUGAAGAGAAGGAAGCCACUCUCACUGGAUCUCACAAGGAGUGUGGCCGCCGAGUCUCCCCUGUGGAUGAAAAAUCCAAAGCACUUGCAAAGGAGACUAUGGGAUACAGCCUAAUUCAGUGUCUAUGGCUUUUGAUAAAGGAGCAGCGGAAUCUGUGGGGGUCUUACUCGAUUUUUGCCAUCACAUGUAUUCUCGGAGGUGCUACCUUUCCAGCACAAGCUAUCAUUCUCGCGCGGACACUUGAAGUCUUUCAGCUCCGUGGCAGCGAGGCCGUUCGUCGUGGUGACUUUUGGGCGCUGAUGUUCUUCGUUAUUGCUCUUGCUAACUUUUUCGUCUACUUUGUUGUGGGAUGGACAGCCAACAUUAUCAUCCAGGAAGUAAGUCGGAGGUAUAGGCGGGAGCUCUUUAGGAACACUAUGAAGCAAGAUAUUGCUUUCUUCGAUUUGGAACACAAUGCUACUGGCGCGAUAUGCGCUCGUCUGUUAAUUCACGCCUCAAACCUGAACGAGCUCUUGGGUGUCAACUCAGGGUUGAUUCUGAUCAACAUUGUCACAAUCAUCUCUGUCUCUGUCUUAGGUAUUGCCUAUGGCUGGAAGCUCGGCCUUGUGUGCGUCUUUGCUGCUCUCCCUCUGCUGUUGCUUAGCGGCUACCUCCGUAUCUUCCUUGAGUGUAAGCUGGAGGAAGAUACCUCUACACGAUUCGCAAGCAGUGCUGCUAUUGCAGCUGAAGCGGUCUCGGCUAUCCGCACGGUGUCAUCUCUUACGCUAGAGAAUAAAAUGAUUCAGAUAUACCGGGAAAGGCUAGAUAUUGUUGCAGAGCAAUCUGUAAAAGCCCUAACUUAUACAAUGUUCUGGUACGCCUUGACGCAAUCUAUCACCUUCUUAGCAAUGGCCCUGGGCUUUUGGUAUGGCGGAAAGCUUGUGUCUGCCUACGAGUACACCAAUGAGCAGUUCUUUGUAGUCUUUACCGCCGUUGUGGUUGGAGGUGAGAAUGCAGCUGCUCUUUUUCAAUACACGACCGGCAUCACCAAAGCGACAAGCUCUACAAACUACAUCUUCUGGCUGCGCCAAAGAAACCAUAGAACCCUUGCUGUUGAUUGUCGAGCACUUGACUUUGCCUACCCUUCUCGCCCACGCUCAAACAUCAUUUCUGGCAUCAACAUCAAAAUCCCACCAGGAAAAUUUGUCGCCUUCGUCGGCUCAUCAGGCUGCGGAAAGUCAACGAUGAUCAACCUCCUCUGCCGUUUCUAUGAUCCAACCUCUGGCCUCAUCACUGUUAAUAACCAAGCAAUCCACGAGAUCAAGCCACAAGACCAUCGCCAGCGCUUAGCACUUGUACAGCAAGAGCCCAUCUUAUAUCAGGGCAGCAUCCGUGAGAAUGUCGCCAUGGGCCUGGUUGAAUCGAAAGAAGCAACAGAAUCACAAAUAGAACAAGCCUGCAAAGACGCAAACAUUUACGAAUUCGUCUUAUCACUACCUGACGGCCUAGGGAGCGAAGUUGGCACUCGUGGUUCUAAGCUUUCUGGUGGCCAGCGCCAGCGUGUCGCCAUUGCUCGUGCUCUGAUUCGAGAUCCGAAGGUCCUGCUCCUUGAUGAAGCAACAAGUGCGCUGGACAUGGAGAGUGAAAAGAUGGUUCAGACUGCUAUAAACGAGGCUACCAAAGGUGGUAAGAGGAGCACAAUCGUUGUUGCACAUAGACUGAGUACUAUCAAAGAUGCGGAUUCCAUCUUCGUCUUCCAAUCAGGGAGAAUCGUCGAGUCCGGCACUCAUGUCGAGUUGCCUAAGAAAAGGGGUAAUUAUUACGAGAUGUGCAAAGGCCAGGCGUUGGAUAAGGCUUUGGAUUGA
Microsporum canis CBS 113480 is the source of this 3396-nucleotide messenger RNA. Its product is annotated as multidrug resistance protein 1. Gene Ontology annotation, biological process: transmembrane transport. Gene Ontology annotation, molecular function: ATP binding; ATP hydrolysis activity; ABC-type transporter activity. NCBI's taxonomy places the organism in Eukaryota, Fungi, Ascomycota, Eurotiomycetes, Onygenales, Arthrodermataceae. The transcript has 7 exons. Bases 1 to 3396 code for a protein of 1131 amino acids. Gene Ontology annotation, cellular component: membrane. The record is from RefSeq and is a predicted model, not a curated record.